GACUUUUAUUUUGACUUCCGGCGUCCCGGAAGUGUCCGAUAUUAUUGUCAUGGCUGAUCAGAGCAGUGAUUCUGGUGACUCCAGUAACGAUGCAGACAUCUCGUCAGUCAUGGGCUUCUCUGGAUUCGGAAAGAAAGCUCGAACCUUUGACCUGGAGGCCAUGUUUGAGCAGACGAGGCGGACGGCGAUCGAGAGAAGUCAGCGAGCUUUAGAAGAGCGGCAGAAACAGGAGGUUCAGGAGAGCAGCGGCUUCCGGCCCGUCGGCGUCAAAGAGAAACCGUCCGCAUCCACGUCCAGGAAACAGGAAGCUGAGAGUGACAGUGACUCUGAUGUCAUUGGCCCACCGCUGCCUCCUCAGGAGGAAGAAGAGGAUGAUGAUGACGAUGAUGAUGUUGUCGGACCUCCACUUCCACCCGGAUACAAGCGCAGCAGCGCUGACAGCGACGAUGAUGAUGAUGAUGAUGAAGAUGAUGAUGAUGAAGAUGAUAAUCCAGUGAAGAAGAUCCCGGAUACUCAUGAGAUCACGCUUCAGCACGGCACUAAAUCCGUCUCCGCUCUGGCCUUGGAUCCGUCGGGAGCUCGUCUGAUCACCGGCAGCUUCGACUACGACGUGAAGUUCUGGGAUUUCGCCGGGAUGGACUCGUCUCUGCACGCCUUCCGAUCGCUGCAGCCGUGCGAGUGUCAUCAGAUCAGAUCGCUGCAGUACAGUGUCACUGGUGAUGCCAUUCUGGUUGUGGCGGGAAACUCUCAGGCCAAAGUCCUGGACCGCGACGGGUUCCAGGUUCUGGAGUGCAUCAAAGGCGAUCAGUAUAUCGUGGACAUGGCCAACACCAAGGGUCACACAGCGAUGCUGAACGACGGCUGCUGGCAUCCCAAGAUUAAAGAGGAGUUUCUGACCUGCUCCAACGACGGGACUGUGCGGACGUGGGAUCUGAGCUCCGAGAAGAAGCACAAGUCCGUGUUCAAGCCUCGAUCUCUGCAGGGCAAGAAAGUGACGCCCACGUGCUGCACGUACAGCCGAGACGGCAAGCUCAUCGCCGCCGGCUGCCAGGACGGCACCAUACAGAUCUGGGACAGGAACUUAAGCGUCCACACCAAGUUCCACUGCCGCCUGGCUCACGCUCCCGGAUCGGACACGUCUUGCCUCUCGUUCUCCUACGACGGAGUAACUCUCGCGUCUCGAGGAGGAGACGACACGCUGAAGACGUGGGACAUUCGGAGCUUCAGGAAGCCUCUCGGACAAGUUACUGGAUUGACCUCCUUCUUUCCCAUGACGGACUGCUGCUUCAGCCCGGACGAUAAGCUUCUCCUGACGGGAACAUCGGUCAGGAAAGACGAGGGAAACGGGAAGCUGGUGUUCUUCGAGCGACAGUCUCUUCAGAAGGUCUAUGAGAUUGAAGUGGCCGAUACGAGUGUCGUCCGUUGUCUUUGGCAUCCCAAGCUGAACCAGAUCAUGGUUGGAACGGGGAACGGUCUGGCGAAGGUUUACUACGACCCAGUCAAGAGUCAGAGAGGUGCCAUGUUGUGUGUGGUGAAGAGCAAGACGAAGGAGAAACACGCCGAGACGCUGACACAAGAUUACAUCAUCACCCCUCACGCUCUGCCGAUGUUUCGUGAGGCUCGUCAGCGCAGCACCAGAAAGCAGCUGGAAAAGGACCGACUGGAUCCUCUGAAAUCCCACAAACCCGAGCCGCCCGUCUCCGGUCCAGGUCGGGGGGGUCGUGUGGCGGCUCACGGUGGAACGCUGUCCUCCUUCAUCGUGAAGAACAUCGCCCUGGACAAAACCGAUGACAGCAACCCUCGAGAGGCCAUCCUGCGUCACGCCAAAGAAGCCUCCGAGAACCCGUACUGGGUCGCCCCGGCGUAUAAACAGACACAACCAGAGCCGAUGUUUGCCGAGGAAGAGGAGGAGGAAGAGGAGGGAGACAAAGAUCAGCCAGAAUGGAAGAAACGCAAGAUCUGACGAGAUUCCCGAAGAUUCUCCCCCAGA
Messenger RNA from Rhinichthys klamathensis goyatoka, 1990 nucleotides. Its product is annotated as WD repeat-containing protein 70. The transcript is spliced from 18 exons. Gene Ontology annotation, biological process: regulation of DNA double-strand break processing. The record is from RefSeq and is a predicted model, not a curated record. The coding region runs from base 50 to 1963 and encodes 637 amino acids. Gene Ontology annotation, cellular component: nucleus; site of double-strand break. Gene Ontology annotation, molecular function: protein binding. NCBI's taxonomy places the organism in Eukaryota, Metazoa, Chordata, Actinopteri, Cypriniformes, Leuciscidae.